Messenger RNA from Coccidioides immitis RS, 1270 nucleotides. RefSeq names its product peptidyl-prolyl cis-trans isomerase 10. Lineage: Eukaryota; Fungi; Ascomycota; Eurotiomycetes; Onygenales; Onygenaceae. Gene Ontology annotation, molecular function: peptidyl-prolyl cis-trans isomerase activity. The transcript has 3 exons. Gene Ontology annotation, cellular component: catalytic step 2 spliceosome. Bases 64 to 735 code for a protein of 223 amino acids. Gene Ontology annotation, biological process: protein peptidyl-prolyl isomerization; protein folding. The record is from RefSeq and is a predicted model, not a curated record.
CGCGACGGUGAGCAUUGUUGCGGAGCUCGGACUCCUGAUGACUGCCUGGGAGCCUGCACUACAAUGUCUGUCACGCUCCAUACCACCCAUGGCGACCUCAAGGUAGAGAUAUUCUGUGAAGCUGUCCCCAGGACCGCCGAGAAUUUCCUAGCCCUAUGUGCCUCAGGCGCCUACAACGACACCCCCUUCCACCGCCUGAUCCCCUCUUUUAUGAUCCAAGGCGGCGACAUAUCUCUCUCCCUGCCCUCCACCGAUUCCGAAUUACCCCCCGAACGACCUUCGUUACCAUUCGAAAUCCCCAAGGGCGGAGCAUCAAUUCACCACCCAGAGCCCCUCGAGCAAGAAAUCCACCUUCCGUCCCUCCGACACAAUGCCCGUGGAAUCCUCAGCAUGGCGAGCAAAGCCGUUAAAAAGAGCACAACGGGUUCGGAGACAAAGCACAUCAACGGCAGUCAGUUUUUCAUCACAUUUGCCCCCGCGUCUCAUCUUGAUGGGAAGAGUACUGUCUUUGGGAAGGUUCUAGGUCUGGGUUCCAAGGAACAAGGGGAGGAGCACGAUACAUUGACGAAGUUGGAAAACGCGAAGGUGAAGAUUGAUAAGAAAGGGAGGGUCGUACAGCCGGGUGAUGUUGGGAAGAACCAGAAGAAAGAAAAAGCAGAAGUGGAGCAGGAUGCGGAAUGGGAGCGAAUUGGGAUUGAAAGGGUGACAAUCCAUGCAAAUCCGUUUGCGGAAUGAGCGGCCAGCGGUUCUGGAAAAAUAUAAUGGGCCCCCGGUGACCCUGGAUUGAAAUAUUCCAGUGUUUCUUUGGUCAUUUGGACGGAAACCCGGUUGACAGCCAGCGAAUAUCCGUACAAAAGGUUCCUCCUUGCAUCCUCCCUUCGGGAAGUCACGAUCUUGAUCUGGACAUGACGCUCUCUGCCGAGCCGUUGGGUUUCGCCUAGCCCACUCCUUCGUCUCGGGUUGGGAGCGAAGACCGGAUCAAUUCUCGUAUCCGCCGUCAGGUCAACCAAGAAAAUUAUGCCUGGGGCUUUCAAAAACAAAAGACCCUUUCUCGUGCUAGACUGAUCAAAGAUCAGUUCUCAAAGGCCUGGCUUCUUUAAAAUUUGUCCGAAUAACACGCAUUCUGUGGAUAGCUAAUUUAUCAAGCUGGAUGAAUCUGUACAUUUACAUCUGGCCAAUUCUAUCUGAUUAGAGCGUAUAAACUAUGCCAAGCAGGGUGCAAGAAAAUAAUAAUCAUCUUUCGUUCUAUCCCAGAACGCAAUGAGCAAAA